Orbilia oligospora ATCC 24927 is the source of this 468-nucleotide messenger RNA. RefSeq lists its product as uncharacterized. Gene Ontology annotation, cellular component: nucleolus; preribosome, large subunit precursor. The coding region runs from base 1 to 468 and encodes 155 amino acids. The transcript has 2 exons. The record is from RefSeq and is a predicted model, not a curated record. Gene Ontology annotation, biological process: ribosomal large subunit export from nucleus. NCBI's taxonomy places the organism in Eukaryota, Fungi, Ascomycota, Orbiliomycetes, Orbiliales, Orbiliaceae.
AUGGCAAAAGCAAGAAAAGUCCUAUCGGUCCAUUCCCGCGCCGCCCGUCGCGCCGUAUCUCCAUCCUUAAACCUCGAUAAAUCGAUAACCACAGCCCCGCGACCAUCCUCCCCAACCAGAACCUCUCUCACAACCCCCACAGCCGAUAAAAUAACUCGAAAAGUCCUGGAUGUAAUCCACCGUACCCUCUCCUCCGGCGUUCAAAAGUCUUCGAACCCAAAUAAGCACUUAAAACGUGGUCAGAAGUCAAAAACUCAGAAGAAGAGACGGGAGGUCGGGAAGGAGAAGGCUGCUGCUGUUGCCGAAAUAUUGGAGGUUAAGCAGGAGGAAAGUAGGAAGAAGGUCAAGGUUAUCAAGGACAGAAGUGGUGAUUGGGACAACGUUAAUUCGAAGAUUGUCGGGGGAGAAGGGGAGAUUGCGGAACAUAUUGGGACAAAUCCGUUCGCGGCUUUGGCGGGGUCGGUUUAG